UCUGCCUUCAGCUGCCAAAAUCCAAGCUGAUUUUGAUACUCACGCAAUUUCGAUGAAAAAAUUCACAUCAAACGGUUUAGAGACGUGUAAUACAUCAUCAUCAUCUGACAACGUCAAGAAUACUUCAAAAAUCAGAUUCGCAACAAUCACUGCAAAAUUCAUCGGAAAGUCCAUGUAAUCGUAAAUAUGGAGCAACGUCUGCCUCGAUCAUAUUCUCGAAAAUGGUAAAUAAAAAUUGCAACCCUACAACAUGCAAAAAACAGCAAAGUUCACUUUUAGUCAAAAUGUGAUCUUGUCGUUCAAGUGGACUGUAUAGAAUGCCAAAGCUACAAAAGAUUGGCCAAAGAAGCGGAAAAUGCAGCUUCCAGCAAAAAAGAAGUUAUUGAUAUGCUACAGAAUGAAGUGAAAAAAAUUGAAAAUUUGUAUAGGAACCUGAUCGAUGAAUAUGAAAAGCUGAGGUACCAGCAUUGUUGUACUUUACAAGAGCUGAGCAGCAUACGGACCACAUAUAAAAAGGUAUUCUCCACAAUUUGGCUGCACAUCACUAAGUGCUUUGGAAUCGCAAAGGAAAGUUAGAAGAAGAGAACGACAAGUAUUCCAGAGAUAAGCGACAGACGGACAUAGAAAUCGAUAAGCUCAAGGAGGAGAUUGCAGAAUGGAGAAAUUUGCACAAACAACUUCAGACGAAACUGGACGACCUAGGCAACAUAAAAUCAUCAGACUGUACGAAGCUCCCAAAGGAAGAAAUGAAAAGCCUGGAGGACACAAUCAAAGACCAGAACAGAUCCUUGCGGAACCUCCUGAUGAAACUGGCCGAAGAUCUGCGCAACAGUCACCAGCGUUGUGCGUCCAAUGACGCUAAAGGAGACACAAAGUCCAAGGAGGAAUUGAUCGAACAAGUCAGACAACUUGAAGCUGAAAUCCAGCAUUACAAUGAGAUAGUAGCUCAGUUGGAGGAGGAAAAUAGACAGUUUAAAAAUAACUUGAUACAGAAGAAAAGCGAUAUUUCGCAAGCUCUUGGUGCUUUGAAGAGGAGUGAUAUGGAUAUUAGUAAUCUAUCCCAAAACAUCGAAGGUAAUAUGACAUCAGACUCUUAUCCUAUAAUUUUCCCGCUCUGUGCUUUACUGGCCAGCAAAUGGAACCAGUGCUGUGGGAUUUGGCUGCCAGUGAAACAUGCAUGUUAUGUUUGAGUGUGCAGAGACCCUAAGUCCAGGAAGUAUCUUUCCAAUGCCCAAAAAUCAAUACCUCAACAGCAGCUUACAUCAGAAAAUUCAGCAUUGCCCAUCAGUAAGAGCACAAUAUUCUUGGGACUGCGACCACUCCACCAGCAACCAAUAGUGGUAUUUGCAGCUUGUAACGUAGCUUGAAAGUUUCGCAAAGUCUACUGUCGAAAACAUACCAGGAACAUGCUUUCAACUACCUAGUGCUUAGAUUAGAGGCAUUAACAAGCAUUUGAAAUUUGAGCCAUGUUGACUCAUCAGGUUACAUUUAAAAGAGGUUUUCUUUCGUCCAUAAAGAUACAAAGAAAAUAAGUUUACAGCUCCAUUCUGGCUUUUACAAGGAACAAUCCUGAAACCAGUCACAACGGAUUGAAAUCACAAGAGCCAAUUACGUAGAAUUAGAACGGUUCUGGAAUAAUUCCUCGUGGAAGCCGGAUAAGGCUCAUAUUUCUAUGGCCCAUGAAACAUCAGAGUACUAGCCUUACCCCCAUCAUAUUUUUAGGAAUGGUCCAGGAGAGGGACCAACAUGUAAAGGAGAUUGCCAUGCUUAACGAGGAGCUUCAAAAUAAUAAGCAGGAGCUGAAACAACUCAUCAAGCUACAUGACGAAUUGGAGGAAGCUUUCAAAGACCAAAAGGUGACACUUGAAAAGACUAACCAAGAACUACAAGAAAAAGAAGCGCAGAUGGAUAUCCUUCCACCAGUUGAGUUAAAUGGACCAGAGGAAUUGAAGCAAGAAAUUGAAAGAACUAGAAGACAAGUUUUCACAAAGGAAAAACAAAUACUCGAUUUAAAGUCAAAGCUAGAACACAUGCAAGACAACGUGAAACAGUUUCAAGAAGGAUUCAGAAAAAAAGAGUUGGAUAUCAAAAGACGAGAUGAAAAAAUUGAUGAGUUGCACAAGAAAUUGAAGCAAGCUGAUCGAAAAAGCGUGUUCAGUGAGGCAUAUACGGAGGAAAGUUAUACUACGUCCAACACAAGUGACAUUGAUAUUGUGAGGGAAGGACAUUUGGCAGAUAAAUAUGAGGAAACUGUACAAGAAAAUAAAACUCUGAAGGACACCAUAGCCAAACUAGAACAACAACUUCAAGAACAAAACAGCAAUCAUGAAGACAUGAAAGUCAAGAUGAAACACGCCUCCGAUGAAAGGAUAGCACAACUUGAAGCAGAGUUGAAAGAACUUAAAGAUGAGAAUAUUGAAUAUGAUGAAGAUAACAGACAUUUAAGUCAACAAUUGGAAGCAAUGGUAGGAGAAAUCGAAAUACUGCAACGUGAGCAUAAACAACUGCAAUCAGAAAAGGUGCAAUGCAUGAAUGAAAUUUCAAAGAUGGAGAGGGAGUAUGAUGAUGCUGUUUGUAAUAAAGACCAAGCAAUUAACCAUCUUUCAGAGCAAAUGAAGUUGGCUAAAGAGGCUCAAGAUGUUAUCAAAGCAGAAGCAACUGCCUUCAAGAGACAUAGCGUGGAAUUAGAGAGUGAGCGUGACAAGCUUUAUGCAGAAAAUCUGAAGCUUGCCGCAGAAGUAGAGGAACUUGAAGUUGAGCUGAACACUGCUGUGAAUACAACCGAUGGCAACUGUCGGUCGUUACAAGAAAAACUUGAGCGUCUAGAAUGUACAGUGAAAGAAAAAGAAAACGAGUUAGAUAAUGCUUGUCGCGAACUAGAGAAGAUCCAGAAAUACUUAGAACAAUGUGAGUGUAAGAAACAUCAAGGCCAAUCAGAUGAAAUAAUACGCUUGACAAGUGAAAACAAAAUGUUCACGGAAAAGAUAAGAGCGCUGCAAGAUGAGCUGGCUAGAUACAAAGCUAGACUUGAUAACUGUCCAUGCGCCGAUAUCAAAAGAAACAUUCCUGAAGCGUCUGGUUGCUGCGGCUUACUGAAACUUCAAGCCGAAAACACGAGACUCACUGACGAUAAAGUUAAGCAUGAAAAGACCGUAAAAGAGCUACAGGAUGAGCUAUGUCAAAAGAACUACAUCAUAUUCUCCUUGGAAGAAUGUGUCGAUAAGACCAACAAGAUACUAGCGGACUGUGAAAGAGAAAUUAAAGAGCUCCAUUGUCACAGAGAAUGUUUGAAGAAAGAUUUUGCGACAGUCAAAGUUGAGUUGGAGAAAAAGAAUUAUGAGAUCGCUGCACACAAAGCCGAUAAAGAAGCUCUCCAGGAACAAGUACAUACCUUGAUCGAGAUGAAUCAGCAACUAGGAAAAGACAAUAUGCAAUACGCUAAACAAGACCAAGUGCGAUGUGAGAUAGAGAAGAAGAUAAUGUGCUUGUGCGAAGACUACAAUACAUUGCUGAAAGAUUUCAAUGCGAGAGAUGAAGAGCUAGAUAAGAUCAAAGAACAAUUUGAAGUGUUACAGAAAUGUUGCAAAACACCUUUCAUACACAAAGAGGAGUUCAAGAGGCUGAAAACUGCUUCGAAAGAAAUUCGAACUAUAUUUAGCUCUCAGAGCAAAAAGACGUCUUUUCGUACUGAAGCCAAAAUUCCAGAAUGUACCAAAUGCCUAGAUGCUCUUGUAGACAAUACCGGCUCUAGAAAAAUAGACUGCAAGCUGCUUGAACAGAAGAAUAACAGCUUGUCCACUGAGGUAAUCAUCAUGAAAAAGUUCGUGCACGAUAUCCUGAUCGACAACAACAACUUGAAGCAAGGUAUUUUAAACUUGCUGACGACAGUGAUCGACAAGUUGAAGGUUUUAGAAGGCCAUGGUACCAUAUGCCCUUCCACAGUCGAGAUAGUGGCCAGAGCCUUAACAGCUUUAGAAAAGAAGCUAAAAGAAAGUGCCAAGCCAUCUUGCUGUCCAAUACCAAAAUGUACGUGCAUGAAGGAGAUAUGUAUGUCUUACUCGAGAAAAAGUUGUGCUGAAUCUGAUAGUGAUCCUGAUCCAAAGCCAAAAUCAACAAUGUGUGCUGCUCCACGAGAAAUCUGUAACUGUGAAGAAGAAAGCUUAACUUGCGAUUGUUCUAUGGAGGAUCGGCCUAUGCAUGAACCAGUCAUGAUUCGAGACCUUUGUGCUUGUGAAGUUGUUUUGUAGCUGGACUGUAGAUUAAUAAUAAAAAAUCUUCCACACUCC
Acanthoscelides obtectus is the source of this 4286-nucleotide messenger RNA. Lineage: Eukaryota; Metazoa; Arthropoda; Insecta; Coleoptera; Chrysomelidae. The record is from the annotation of a GenBank genome assembly.